Drepanopeziza brunnea f. sp. 'multigermtubi' MB_m1 is the source of this 894-nucleotide messenger RNA. The record is from RefSeq and is a predicted model, not a curated record. Lineage: Eukaryota; Fungi; Ascomycota; Leotiomycetes; Helotiales; Drepanopezizaceae.
AUGAGGGCAAGGGAAGAGAGGGAGCUGGUCAAAUCCAAGCUGAGGAGCAAGGAAAUGGAGACCUUCACACACGCCGAGCCGAUGAUUUUUAAUGGAUGCAAGCUAUCCUUGGAUAAGGACGGGUUCGGACUGUCAGUUGGGCAAAAGGGGCAGGGUGAGAGGCUUGCCGUAAUCAAGCUCGAUUCAGCUACGCGGGCUAAGGAGUACUUGGAGCAACGUGCCCGAGGGGCGUAUUUAGCUACCAUUUGCUACCCAGAGGCAUCUUGCGCUCUAUCGAUGGCUGCCCAGCACCAGGAACCGAGGGACGAGGACUAUAAGGCCCUUAAUAAGGUGAUCCAGUGGCUGAUCGAUCACCCAACUCGAGGGAUCCAUUACGUGCCCUUGGACCUGAGGACGGCGAAGCUCUUUAUCGGUUUCGUGGCUAUCCUUGGCAAUGAGGCUCACGUAGGUGAGAACGAGUUCACUUUGACGGGUAACAUCUUCUAUUGGGUGUCACAGAAGUGCAAGAGGGUGAUAAGGGCGGUGUUAGCCUUUGAGCUAUACGUUAUGUCCUUAGGUAUCGAUAUGGCUAUUGUCAUGUCGACUACCUUUGCUCAAAUCACAGCUCAGCUAGGGAUCCUUAAUUUCCCCGUGGUUGUGUGCAUUGACUCUUACUCGCUCUACGAGUGUAUGGUAAAGCUGGGAACUAUCAAGGAGAAGCGCCUGAUGAUCGAUAUUAUGGCUAUUCGGGAGUCAUACGAGAGGCGGGAGCUAUUUGAGGUACGCUGGAUCGGAGGAAAAUCCAACCCUGCUGACGCCAUGACUAAAGUCGGGACUAACACCUCUUUGCAAGAGUUAGUUUUGACCAAUACUUUGAAGGUGCAGGUAGACGGGUGGGUGGAAAGACCGCUGUAG